GCUAUCCAAUAACGAAGCGGUAAAAGCCUUCAUUAAGUUUUGUUCGUUUCGACCUUAAAGAAUUGAUACAAAUUUUUGCUGAGUGACGUCUUCUUUUACGCUUUAAUCAACAUCUCUCUGAUAUUUUAAGUGUUCAUUAAACUGUGAAUUACACUGGAAUGGGUGCUUAUUUGUCGGAACCAAUUGUUGAAAAGAUCUCGUGUGAUGAAAAGAGCAACGAGCAGAAGCUUAGCUACGGGGCAAGUUCCAUGCAAGGAUGGCGUGUUUCACAAGAGGAUGCCCAUAACUGUAUACUCAAUUUUGACACUGACACUUCUUUGUUUGCUGUAUAUGAUGGGCAUGGAGGACAUGAAGUAGCCGCAUACUGUGCAGAGCAUUUACCAGACUUUCUUAAAACAUUGGAUUCCUAUAAACAAGGUGACAUAAGCAAAGCUCUAGAAGAAGCAUAUUUAGGCUUUGAUCAUCUUUUGACUAAAGAAGAUGUUGUGAAAACCUUACACUGUAUUGCUGGCAAUAAAACUAAAGAAGGUUCAUCUGAAGAUGAUCCAGAUGAAAUGUCUGAGUUGUAUGAGGAAGCUACCAUGUCGAUUGAAGACCUCAUUUCUAGGUAUGGCAAACGAAUUAAGGACUCUGUAGAUGGAAGUGAUGGAAACAGCAAAGGACUGUCAUUGGAUCUGAUAUCCAAAAUGUGUGCCAAAGGAAGAAAGCACAAGAACAGAUCAGAUGCAACAGCUGAUAAAGUAGAAGAUAAUUCCGCCGAAGCAGUGGAAGAUAAAUUAUCUAAAGAAAAAGAGUCUCAAGAAGAUAACAAUGUGAAAACGAAUUCUCCAGAAAAAUUGGAAAACCAGGUACCUGAAAUGCAAAAAGAGACGAACGGCAAGACUCAGAAUGGGUCUGACAACCAUGAAACCGAUCAUUCUAAGACGAAUGAUGCGCCUGUCAGCGUAAAAGGGAAAGGUGUAGGCAAAGGAUUAAGUAACAGCAUCCGGAAAACAGUUGAAAAAACACCAGAAGAAAUUGAGAUCGAGCGCCGUGAAACGGAAAAAAAUACAAAGCGUCAGGAGCGAAAAAGGUCCCUCAGAUGCAAAUCAGCAGAUGAACUUUACAAGGCCAUAGUGACUAAUGAAGAAGAAGAUGAUAGUGACGAAGAUGGUGAUGACGAAGAAGAUGAAGAUUUUGACGGAGAAACGAGCUCUGACGAAGAUGCAGCUGUGGAAGACGAAGAUGAUAGGGAAGAUGACGAUGAUGAUGAAUGGGAAGAUCAAGAAGAUGAGGAAGACGAAGACGAGGAGGAAGCUGAAAGGAAAGCAAAAAAAUUUUCAAUGAAUUUAAAAGAGGAACCGGGCUCUGACAGUGGUUGUACAGCUGUGUUGGGAUUACUUCAUGGUAAUACCUUGUAUGUUGCAAACGCCGGGGACUCUCGGUGUGUUCUUAGCCGAAAAGGGCGCGCCGUUCCGCUCAGUGCUGAUCACAAGCCAGAAGAUGAGCCGGAGCGAUCUCGCAUCGAGCGGGCUGGUGGAGUUGUAACGGCAGACGGCAGAGUGAAUGGAGGAUUGAAUUUAUCACGAGCGAUCGGAGAUCACGCUUACAAGCAGAACACCGAACUUGGACCUCGAGAACAAAUGAUCACCGCUUUGCCGGAUAUCCAGUCAAUUGAUUUAGAAGAAGGCGAUGAUUUUCUUGUUUUGGCUUGUGAUGGCAUUUGGAAUUCAAAAAACAACCAACAGGUUAUCGAUUUCGUUCGACCUCGUCUCGCUGAUUCGAAAACCUUGUCACAAAUUUGCGAAGAAUUGUUCGAUGAAUGUCUUUCGCCCAACACUUUGGGGGAUGGAACAGGGUGUGACAACAUGACCGCUAUUAUUGUACGACUUGAUCGGUUUCUGCCAGAAGAGAAAUCCUCCAGUUCAGAAAUUGCACCAGCUUCUCACUCUGUUAAACGGCCGCUGACAGAAGACAGCUUGACAGACGUUGCACAACCAGAAUCCGAUGGCGAAAAUUUACAUAGAAACAAGAAACAACGCGUAGACGAUGCCACUGCCGAAAACAAGGAUGACGCGAAACCAAACAAUGUAGAAAUUGUUUCAUAAAAAAAAUUGAUUGCCUACUUGAUGCAGUUCAGAAACGUGUCCACUUCAAUUCAGAAACGUGUCCACUUUAAAAGUGGGUAUUUUCAAUCGAUCCUUCAUCAAUUCCAAGGUGUCCGUCGUUCCAGUUGAGUCCAUGCGUCGUAAAUUCCGAACUGAAAUAAAUGCUAACGUUCAAUACAUCAUAAGCCAUCGUCA
Daphnia pulicaria is the source of this 2282-nucleotide messenger RNA. Its product is annotated as protein phosphatase 1G-like. The transcript is spliced from 8 exons. The record is from RefSeq and is a predicted model, not a curated record. Gene Ontology annotation, molecular function: cation binding; protein serine/threonine phosphatase activity. Gene Ontology annotation, biological process: protein dephosphorylation. NCBI's taxonomy places the organism in Eukaryota, Metazoa, Arthropoda, Branchiopoda, Diplostraca, Daphniidae. Bases 159 to 2087 code for a protein of 642 amino acids.